This is a messenger RNA of Sinocyclocheilus grahami, 959 nucleotides long. Its product is annotated as transcription factor GATA-5-like. The record is from RefSeq and is a predicted model, not a curated record. Lineage: Eukaryota; Metazoa; Chordata; Actinopteri; Cypriniformes; Cyprinidae. Bases 14 to 328 code for a protein of 104 amino acids. The transcript is spliced from 3 exons.
AAGGCCAUUAGCAAUGAAAAAAGAAAGCAUUCAGACGAGGAAACGCAAACCAAAGAUGCCCAAAAGCAAAGCAUCCUCAGGGUCAACAGUGUCUGGCGCUAUGUCUCCCACUUCAUUGCCUGUGUCAGAGAACGCCUCUACAAUAAAGAGGGAACCCAGUAUCGCAGCUUCACCAUAUGCAGGCCAAACUGUUGUCUCAGUCACACAGGCAUCGACACAGUUGGACAGUGCCAGUUCAGCACAUGUGGACAUCAAAUAUGAAGACUACACGUACACCCCGACGUCAAUCGCCCCACAGAAUUCCUGGUGUGCGCUGUCCCAAGCGUGAUCUGAGACCUACUACCUUCUCUAAACCUCUCCAGUGCAUUCUGGGAGAAAAGACUUUUAACAAGAUCUACCUAAUAGAACCUUUACACAAAUGUAGACAGACGGAUCUUAGGAAUGCAAGAGACUGACUGUAAUUUGUGCUACUUUGCCUCAUUGUUUUAACGUGGCAUAUCUGUCGGUGACGUCACGGCCAAUUCACGCAAUUCCGCCAAAAUACGGCGGGCGACAAGCAGCGACUCAGCAACAGUUCUCAAGUUCCUUAAGCAAUGAUCAGGAGGACAAAAAAAAGCUUUUUAUGGCUUCUGAGCAUGUUUCAUGACUUAGAUGUUAAUGAUUAACUUUUAAGAUACAUUAUUUAUGUUGAGAUAAGAAUAGUGGAAGCACACAAGUCUCUCCCAUAAUUCCCUUUAUCCUUCAGGGAAUGCGUCUUUAUGGUCACUGUGACUUUAGAUCACAUACUUUCCCUGGAUGAGGCUUUUAAAAGUUUCUUUGUCGUCUUUGCUGAUUCCAGACACUUUUAAUGCUAAAUUGUAUUCCUCCGAUGAUCCGAAGUGCAAUGACCCUCUCUUUUCAGCAAAUUUUGAAAAGGGACACAUUUAUAUUAAUUGUUAGAAAUUUUGUGUUUUGUUUUG